Messenger RNA from Epinephelus lanceolatus (giant grouper), 3059 nucleotides. RefSeq names its product SWI/SNF related BAF chromatin remodeling complex subunit D1 (gene smarcd1). The record is from RefSeq and is a predicted model, not a curated record. Lineage: Eukaryota; Metazoa; Chordata; Actinopteri; Perciformes; Serranidae.
UCCACCGGCGGCGACAUUCAGAGAGGAGAUGGCGGCCAGAGGGGGGUUUCAGUCGGCACCGACAGGAGGUGGUGGCGGAGCAAUGGGACCUGGACCACCGGUACCAGGCGCAGGACCAGGCAUGGGCCCUGGGACUCCCUCUGGACGUAUGGGGCCGUCGUCGGCUGCGCAGAACCACAUGUACCGCUCCCCGAUGCCCGGGCCUGGGUACCCGAGACCGGGCAUGCCUCCAUCCAGUCGCAUGACCCCGCAGGGACCAGCCAUGGGCCCGCCAGGAUAUGGCAACAGCCCAGUGUCUCGCCCUGUGAUGCCUGGUGUGAUGGACCCAUCUCGCAAGAGGCCCGCCCCCCAACAGAUCCAGCAGGUUCAGCAGCAGAACCGCAACCAGCACACAAAGAAGAAGAAGAUGGCUGAUAAAAUUCUACCUCAGAGGAUCAGGGAACUGGUCCCAGAGUCUCAGGCUUACAUGGAUCUGCUGGCUUUCGAGAGGAAGCUGGAUCAGACCAUCAUGCGCAAGAGGCUGGACAUUCAGGAGGCCCUCAAGAGGCCCAUUAAGCAAAAGAGAAAGCUUCGGAUCUUCAUAUCAAACACCUUCAACCCUGCAAAGCCAGACGCUGAGGAUGGAGAAGGCACAGUUGCAUCAUGGGAACUACGUGUUGAGGGGCGUCUGCUGGAAGAUACGGCCGUGUCCAAGUAUGAAGCCACCAAACAGAAGCGGAAGUUCUCCUCUUUCUUCAAGUCUCUGGUGAUUGAGUUGGACAAAGACCUGUAUGGUCCAGAUAAUCAUCUUGUGGAAUGGCACAGGACUGCCACCACCCAGGAGACUGAUGGUUUCCAGGUGAAGAGGCCUGGUGAUGUGGGUGUUCGCUGCACCGUCCUGCUUAUGCUCGACUACCAGCCACCUCAGUUCAAGCUGGACCCUCGGCUGGCUCGUAUGCUGGGCAUCCACACCCAGACCAGACCUGUCAUCAUUCAGGCCCUGUGGCAGUACGUCAAGACCCACAAACUCCAAGACCCCCAUGAGCGCGAGUUCAUCAACUGUGACAAAUAUCUGCAGCAGAUUUUUGAGACUCAGCGAAUGAAGUUCUCUGAGAUCCCGCAGCGUCUGCAUGCACUCUUGAUGCCCCCAGAGCCAAUCAUCAUCAACCAUGUGAUCAGUGUGGACCCUAAUGACCAAAAGAAGACUGCUUGCUAUGACAUUGACGUGGAGGUGGAUGACACGCUGAAGACCCAGAUGAACUCCUUCCUGCUUUCCACAGCGAGUCAGCAGGAAAUAGCAGGACUGGACAACAAGAUCCAUGAAACCAUUGAGACCAUUAACCAGCUGAAGACCCAGAGAGAGUUCAUGCUGAGUUUCGCCAGGGAUCCUCAGGGCUUUAUCAACGACUGGCUGCAGUCCCAGUGCAGAGACCUCAAGACUAUGACAGAUGUGGUAGGAAACCCAGAAGAAGAGCGGAGAGCAGAGUUUUACUACCAACCAUGGGCUCAGGAGGCGGUCUGCCGCUACUUCUACUCCAAGGUCCAGCAGAGGCGUCAGGAGCUGGAGCAGGCGCUCGGCAUCAGGAACACCUAGAGCAAUGUAUCCACAGGCGGCAAAUGAAGAGACGUGCUGUGAUGUCGGAGCCGGCUAACGUGUGAGCGUGUGUGGGAUGUUCCAAAUGAAUUCCUCGCAGAGUUUUCUGACAAACUUAGAAAGACAUAGAUACUAGAUGGCUUUACUGUUAUAUUGGAUGUCCUUGUUUUGUUUCGUUUUAUCUUCACCCUGCAGCUCAACUUCUGUUGCAGUUUAGUUGCCACUUCCACCUUUAUUUUCUAUUUGUUUUGUUUUCUUUGUCACACUAGAGCUCCUCGAGCACAAUGUAUUUUCACUUGCAUGUCUAAGCCUUACCUGGAAGCAUUCCUCUCAUUUUGUGCCCACACAAAAGUACAGAUUGUACACAAAUGAAAAGCAGAGGGAAACUUAAUGUAUUUUGUCCCUGGAUCUAAAAAUAUCCUAAAUCAGCAGGAAUGUGUUGACUCUGCCUUGGCUCUUUGUCCCCCUUUUUGGAAAGUAAAUUUACAUUUUACACUCCCCAAUCUGGCCAGCGGAUGCUUGCAGUGAGGUAUUGAUUGUGUUUGUAAUCAAUCAGGCUGCUCUGCUGCACGCUGGCCGUUCACGUUCACUUUGUCUUAAGCUCUCAUCGCUUUGUUUUGACAGUUUGUGCCAGCGUCUGGUGUACGAGAGACGUUUCAAAGCUCAGUCAUGGCAGAAUAUACAUCUUUUUGUUAUGGGCGCCAUUAAGUAUGAAGUUUUCCUUUAUUUUGUUUUGUUAUUAUCAAUGAUCCUUGUUUUUAAAGUAUGUAUUAUAUCAGUACUUGUCUUGUUAGCUAGUACAGAUUAUCAAGGAAGUAGCUUGUAUGAGUACCUCUAGUCUAUAUAGUUUUGUAAAUACUGAGCAGAAAAAAAACUGAAGAUGGACGUGAAGUAAAAUUGUAUCUCUUAUCCUGGCAGAUGUUUUUCUUAACUCUUUGUCUACGCUCAGAUAGUCGAACCAGUAUUUAUAUUAUUAAUCAGCCCUCACUGUGGGAGCACAGUGAUUUAGCUCUCCUCAACAUAAAGACGGCAGUCACGUUUGACGAAUUGCUGCUCUGCGGGAUGAAACGUACGCAGCGUUCAUGUCGCCUGCAAGCUUGGGACAAGUUAAAUAUUCUGCUUUUAGUUUUGUGUAUUUUUGAUUAUGUGCAGAGAAGCCAUAAACAUUUGAAGAAGAUUUAAAGAGUUGUAGCUUCUUCGUACACUGGCUGAAGACUUUGCUGAGUUCAAUGGUUGUUUCCCUGUUGAAAGUAAAGAUGAGUGUCCUGGCUGAAACUUUAACGUGUGUGCAUUUAAUUAACGAAUUCCAAGAAUACACUAAUGUGGGUUUGGGCAGGUACAUGAUUUGAAACAUGUGGUGGGAACCUCUGGGGUGUAAAGCGACACUGGGGGGACUGUAGUAGUAUUUGAAUCUGCAGACUUUUUCAUGGACCAAACCUAUUUUUCUGUAUGUUCUUAUGUUAUAAUAAAGGAUAUGUAAAAUGUU